Molecule: messenger RNA, 294 nt
Organism: Castor canadensis (American beaver)
Lineage: Eukaryota; Metazoa; Chordata; Mammalia; Rodentia; Castoridae
Source: RefSeq, a predicted model, not a curated record
AUGCCGUCUGUUGGAGGUAUUCCCAUCUGUCAGCAGCAUUUAAUUUGGAAUAACAUGGAACUUGAAGAUGAUUAUUGCUUGAAUGAUUACAACAUUUCAGAAGGUUGUACAUUGAAGCUGGUUUUGGCUAUGCGUGGUGGACCUAUAAAUACAAGAAAAGUUCCUAUGGAAGAUCCACUUAGGCAGAUGGCUGAGUUCAUGGAUUCCAGUCGAGAUGAGGUCUGGGAGAAGACUUGCAACAAACAAGUUACAUUUUUGGUUUAUCGAGAAGGAGAUCAGUUGAAUUUCUUUCGU